GUGUGGGCUCCCAGCGCGGCUCCGCGGGCAGCCUGACCGAGGCCUCGGACACGGCGGGAGGGAAGCCUUCUCUGAGGGAAUUCAAAUGGCCACAGAAAAGUCCAGUGUGAGAGUAGUGGCUUUGGGGCGCAAUCAGCCCCUGAAGAAAGAAAAGCCCAAAUGGAAAAGUGAUUAUCCAAUGACAGACGGACAGUUACGCAGUAAGAGAGACGAGUUCUGGGACACGGCUCCUGCCUUCGAAGGUCGAAAGGAGAUCUGGGAUGCUCUCAAGGCUGCAGCACAUGCUUUUGAAGGCAAUGAUCAUGAACUCGCCCAGGCAAUCAUUGAUGGUGCAAAUAUAACCCUACCACACGGAGCCCUUACCGAAUGUUAUGAUGAGCUGGGGAAUAGGUAUCAGCUUCCAGUCUACUGCCUAGCACCUCCGAUCAACAUGAUUGAAGAGAAAAGUGACUUAGAGACACUAGACAUCCCUGAACCACCUCCCAAUUCUGGACACGAAUGUCAGCUCAGACUGCGUCUCUCUACAGGCAAGGACUUGAAACUUGCCGUCCGCAGCACGGACACGGUUUAUCAUAUGAAACGGCGUUUGCACACAGCGGAGGGAGUCGAGCCCUUCAGCCAGCGAUGGUUCUUUUCUGGCCGACCUCUGACAGACAAAAUGAAAUUAGAGGAACUGAAAAUUCCUAAGGACUAUGUGGUGCAGGUCAUCAUCAGUCAGCCUCUGCAGACCCCGACCCCUGUGGAAAACUGACUGUCCUUUUCUGACCCCUCCCUCCCUCAUUAGGCUUUUUUUUUACCCUUUCUACACAAGAACUUGUAUUGAAUAUCACUUGUGUGGUCCCAUCUGUGAUGAGGCCUUCUGCAAUGGUGAUCUUGUGGAUGCAUUUAAGUGUAGAGCAAACCAAUCUAGCCAGAGAGCGACUCAGGAGAGGCUCAAGUUCAUUCUGAUCCUUCAACGGAUGCAUUACAUUGAACAUUUCAGAUUUCUUUUUGACAACUGAAAGUGUUUCCUUAAGUCACAAAGUUGCAGGUAGUCCUUUAUUUGCUUAUCUCGUCCAUCUUUCAGAUCUUUCAAUUCAGGGACGUAGUUAUGUCCGUGGAAACGUUUUUUUUUAAAUAGAAGGUGUGACUUCACUAUUUUAGCUGCAGUGCUACAGUGUUCAGUUGUGAAAAAAAUCCAUAUUUUUAACAAUAUUUUGUAAACGUUUUGAGCAGCAGUUGGAAUAAUGUGUGAGACUGAACCACGUGGAAGUUUUUUUUUCAAGGUUUCGAUUAUUAUUGAUGAAAUACAGUGUUACUUUCAGCAGGCGCACAUGUUGUAGGAAAUUGAGCCUCUUUAUUCAUAAAAUACUGACUAACAUUUGAGAAUUUAGAAUACAGCAUAAUGUAUGAAUCUCUACUGGAAUAUCCUGUUAAUAAAGAAAUCUAAUUGUUCUACAGGAUCCAGGUUCAGGGUGCUGGAAGCUUUUUUUUUAUCCUAGCAUAAUAGAUGACCAAUGUUUACAAGUUUAAAUUGACAUAAAUUAGUUCGUUAGAUGUGUUGAGUUGAGGUUUUAAAAUUCUCGACAGAGGCACUAGGUGGAAUGUCUUACACUUGCACAGUAUUCAAAUUUCAGGAAGAAGUGACAAUGGCUCACUCAAAUAGACCUGGUUAUUAAAUAAGCGUGUCAGUGAGAGCCAUUCGCAAACAUAGAGAUACUUGUAGAGCUUGCCUUUGCUUCACGUCAGAAAACAUCAAUUUGAAUGUUUAAUAUUACUUCAGCUGUUCUGUUUUUUUCCCUAGUUUGAUUACCAUUCUAUAGUUUUGUACAGUGGAAGGAAAGGUUUGUCUGAAGUGAGGCACAGUUGACUUUCCCUUUUAAGUUUCUAUUUGCAAUCGGCAAUAUAGGAAAGUACCUAAAUAUUCUGCCUCUUGCACAAGACAGCCUGGUUAGAUGUUUGUUACCCACAUUUUUACAGUGUUACAAGAUUGUUAGCCAAAUCCCUGGUGACCAAUCCUAAAACUUUCUGAAAGGUUCAGUCUUACUGACUUAAACUGCUGCUAAAAAAGUUUGUGCAACAUUUAUGCAGGCUUUUCUUUGCAAUAUUUAUUCAUUUGAUUUUUAUGAUAUUUAGCAUUGUGCAUUUGUUAAACUAAAGAGAACAUGAACAGUGAUCCCAUAAUAAUAAAGCAGAACAUUUUAUUGUUGUAUGUCAAAAAGAUCAUUAAACGUUGAAGUGCUGUAAGCAUUUCUUUUAUGGUUUGCAAAUAUUACCGGGGCUUCUGAAUUGGUUUUUACUCUAUAUCUGAGUUUGAAACAGUCUUAAAAUGAAUUUGAAUAGUGCUUUUACAUCGGCCAUAGUACAGGCUAGAGCUGUUUCCUCUUUAAGGCACAGCACUUUUUUAUGUCUGAUGGCUGUAAAUUAUAAUUUUCACUGAUGACAUUGGGACAGUGUCCACUGGUAGUUUAUACACUUUUGAAUACAGUUUGUGCUGUAAACGUGCAGUACAUGCUAACUUGUAAUAUCUAUACAUUGUAAUAAAUGAUUUUUUUGUCACAGAAGACCAAUGAAUGUUUGGUAAUGGAUGCUUUAUAAUGGAUGAAUAAAUAAACCAAAACAUUGUAGUUACAGCCUUCAGUCAGUUUUCCUAUUUCUAUUGUUACCUGUCGAUGAAAAGGAAACUGAAAUGGGACCGUCUUAUGCAAAAAAAAUCACUCCAUUAACCUGUUUCAAUGAGUCUAUCUCGUUAUAGUCUGGCAAGUUGGAAUUUAUCUGAACCUACAUAUUUAUGUGUAUAGUUGAAUAUUCACCUGAAAUGAGAACAAUGUUGGAAAUAUUAGACUCCCAUAUGUAUCAGUGAGGUUUUGAAUAAAUGCGGUACUUGUCAAACUAAAA
Molecule: messenger RNA, 2877 nt
Organism: Callorhinchus milii (elephant shark)
Lineage: Eukaryota; Metazoa; Chordata; Chondrichthyes; Chimaeriformes; Callorhinchidae
Gene: ubtd2
Product: ubiquitin domain containing 2
Exons: 4
Coding region: 86-751 (221 amino acids)
Molecular function (GO): protein binding
Source: RefSeq, a predicted model, not a curated record